Parastagonospora nodorum SN15 is the source of this 969-nucleotide messenger RNA. RefSeq lists its product as hypothetical. The record is from RefSeq and is a predicted model, not a curated record. The coding region runs from base 1 to 969 and encodes 322 amino acids. The transcript has 6 exons. Gene Ontology annotation, cellular component: RNA polymerase II transcription regulator complex. Gene Ontology annotation, molecular function: DNA-binding transcription activator activity, RNA polymerase II-specific; transcription cis-regulatory region binding. Lineage: Eukaryota; Fungi; Ascomycota; Dothideomycetes; Pleosporales; Phaeosphaeriaceae.
AUGAAGUUCAAGUUCAAAUCAUUCAAGGGCGAGAAGGACUCGGAAGGGGAAUCUUCGCAAAACCCCCAAGCAAAGCGUAAAGAUCAGAUCCGGCGAGCGCAAAAAACUCAUCGAGAGCGCAAGGAAGCAUACACAAAAUCGCUAGAACAAGAAGUGAUCCAGCUGCGCGCCAACGAAGCCAAGAUCAUACAGGAAACCCGGAGACUAUACGCGGAACUAACUGCACUCAAGAACUACAUGGCUAGUAAUGGUAUUCAAGUCCCGCCUUCGCUUACACAAGAUGUUGUAUCAACGUCAGCGUCGCCGAGUGAUGAUGUUUUCGACCUGAGCAUUCGCACCACCAAUACAAAGCAGAAGAGACGGCAAAUACAAAUUUACAAGCAUAAUGACCACCAACAUGAUCAUCAGUGUGAACUCUCGUCUGCUGGACAUAAGGCCUCCCAAGUCUCAACGUCUCCCGGAUCCUUCCUUUCGCCGACUACCUCAGACGAUUUAGCAUUGCGCAACGAUCCCAAUACGCGCAUUAGUGAUCUUGAUCUGACCUCCGUUGGCAUGGACUUCGUGUUAACUCUCGAAAGUCCAUGUCUUCAACAUAUCACCGACGCGCCAUCCGAUGAAUCAACAGGACAUGCGCUCAUGGCUAGCGCAACACUACUCCAUCAUCACCCAGCUUCGCACCAGCAAGUUCCUAGCCAAAAUUCCCGAUGGUCGGUGCCUCAAACAGGUAUAGAGAAAUUGCUGGAGCUCUCGACUAAUGUACCCUUGAAUGACGGCGAAAUCACUCCAGUGCAAGCUUGGGAUGCUUUGAAGAAGCACCCGCAGUUUGGAGGGAUGGAGAUGGAAAGAUUGAGAGCGUUGCUGGAGACACUGGUGAAGGGAGUGAAGUGCUAUGGGUUUGGUGGUGUUAUCGAGCAAGGAGCUUUCGACAAUGCGCUGUUCGAGACCUUUGUCAUAGGUCGCGUGUUUUGA